CGAAAACUCGCUUUUCAGAACCAAUGAGAUUCAAGGGAAAUAACUCCAAUUCAUCGGUAGAGGAACGUGGACACGGUUUUUUAUAAGGCUUAUAGCUAUUCUAUAUAACUGUGACGGUAUAUGUACCGAUAUGGGAUGUCCCAGGGUGUGUAUGUGUAUCGGAAUAUACAGUCAUCUUUAAGUGGUACCAGGACGCUCGCGAACAAUGGCGUUUUUACUGACCUUUAUAGGAAUUUCUAUGCUUCACAUGUUAGCUACUGGAGCAGCACAAUCUACCAACGGAAGUGGUGUCACACAACCGGAGUCACGUGGUGUUGCUGCCCCUCCUCCUCAUUCUGGCACAGCCAGGAAAGUCAAGCGAGCCCAUGGAUCAGUAACAGACAUCCCCGAAGAGCGCGAGAUUGGGGAGGACGUUACGACAAUAAGGGGUGGAAUAACUCAGCCUACUCCUGCUGAGGAUCCUGUUGAACAGCAUGAUUUGAGUCCAGGCGCGGGAACCCACACGACGCAACCUAUGAACACACAUUCUUCUACAUUCCACACAGGAACGACAGUCCCGUACUUCGACCACCACUAUACCACGACAGAGGAAAUGGAACCGGAGGACAGCCUCCCGGGGACCGGAAACUGUCCACAGUUUGAAGACAUCACAAAGGAACACCAUGUGAUCAUUAGACACGAAAACUGCGAAAUAUUUAUAUCUCAUGACGAUUCUAUACGAUGGUUCGGACAGCCGGGAUUAAGCCCACCAUCUGUCUACGUCAGGAACUUUGUGUGAUCUAGCCAACCUUUAACAUCGUCGUCAGAAGAUCGAGUUGUCUUUCUUGUCUUCAAAAUGUUAGUCACUCUAUUAAAUAAUUCCCAUACCCACA
This is a messenger RNA of Pecten maximus, 872 nucleotides long. RefSeq lists its product as uncharacterized. The transcript is spliced from 6 exons. Bases 206 to 778 code for a protein of 190 amino acids. The record is from RefSeq and is a predicted model, not a curated record. Lineage: Eukaryota; Metazoa; Mollusca; Bivalvia; Pectinida; Pectinidae.